AUGUCUGAAUUAGAAAGCAAAAAAGGUGAAAUUUAUGAACUUAAAGCUGAAUUAAACAGUGAUAAACGUGAACGUAAAAAAGAAGCCUUAAAAAAAGUUAUUGCUAGUAUGACAGUUGGAAAAGAUGUUAGUCAAUUAUUUCCUGAUGUUAUUAAUUGUAUGCAAAUAGAUAAUCUUGAAUUAAAAAAACUUGUCUAUCUUUAUUUAAUGAAUUAUGCUAAAACACAACCUGAAAUGGCUAUUUUAGCUGUAAAUACAUUUGCAAAAGAUUGUAAUGAUCCAAAUCCAUUAAUUCGUGCAUUAGCUGUACGUACAAUGGGUUGCAUACGUGUAGAUAAAAUAACAGAACAUUUAUGUGAACCAUUACGUAAAUGUUUAAAAGAUGAAGAUCCAUAUGUACGAAAAACAGCUGCUGUUUGUGUAGCAAAAUUAUAUGAUAUUAAUCAACAACUUGUAUUUGAUCAAGGUUUUCUUGAUAUGUUAAAAGAUUUAUUAUCAGAUUCGAAUCCAAUGGUUGUAGCCAAUGCUGUUGCAGCAUUAAGUGAAAUAUCUGAACAAUCACCACAAUUAAAUAUCUUUGAUUUAAAUGGACCAACAAUUAAUAAACUUUUAACAGCACUUAAUGAAUGUUCAGAAUGGGGACAAGUUUUUCUACUUGAUGCUAUUGCAAAUUAUAUACCAAGGGAUGAUAAAGAUGCACAAAGUAUUUGUGAACGUAUAACACCACGUCUUGCUCAUGCAAAUUCUGCUGUUGUUCUUUCAACAGUUAAAGUUUUAAUGAAAUUUCUUGAAUUAAUUGAUCAACAUAGUGAAUUUGUUCAAAAUUUAUAUCGUAAAUUAGCACCACCAUUAGUAACACUUUUAUCAGCUGAACCUGAAAUUCAAUAUGUUGCUUUAAGAAAUAUUAAUUUAAUUGUUCAAAAACGGUCGGAUAUUCUUAAAAAUGAAAUGAAAGUAUUUUUUGUCAAAUAUAACGAUCCAAUAUAUGUUAAACUUGAAAAACUUGAUAUUAUGAUACGUUUAACAAAUGCAACGAAUAUUGCUCAAGUAUUAGCUGAAUUAAAAGAAUACGCUACUGAAGUUGAUGUAGAUUUUGUUCGUAAAGCUGUUCGUGCUAUUGGUCGAUGUGCUAUUAAAGUUGAACAGGCAGCUGAACGAUGUGUUAGUACAUUAAUUGAUCUUAUUCAAACAAAAGUUAAUUAUGUUGUACAAGAAGCUAUUGUUGUUAUUAAAGAUAUAUUUCGCAAAUAUCCAAAUAAAUAUGAAAGUAUAAUUGCAACAUUAUGUGAAAAUCUUGAUUCAUUGGAUGAACCUGAAGCUCGUGCUUCAAUGAUUUGGAUUGUUGGUGAAUAUGCUGAACGUAUUGAUAAUGCUGAUGAAUUACUUGAAGGUUUUCUUGAUGGUUUUAAAGAUGAAAAUACUCAAGUACAAUUACAAUUAUUAACUGGUAUUGUUAAACUUUUUCUUAAAAAACCAACUGAAACUCAAGAAUUAGUUACACGAGUUUUAACACUUGUUACACAAGAAACAGAUAAUCCUGAUUUACGUGAUCGUGGUUAUAUUUAUUGGCGUCUUUUAUCAACUGAUCCAAAAGCAGCUAAAGAAGUUGUUUUAGCUGAAAAACCACUUAUAUCAGAAGAAACAGAUUUAUUAGAACCAACUCUUCUCGAUGAACUUAUUUGUCAUAUUGGAACAUUAGCAUCUGUUUAUCAUAAACCACCAAAUACAUUUGUUGAAGGACGAUUUAUAAUUAAAAAAAAUUUACCAUUUCGUUCAGGAAUUCAUGGUGAACAUGAAGAUAAUAUUGGAAAUAUUACAAUGCAAACUAAUCAACAACAUCAACAAUCACAACAAGUUGUUAUUAGUAGUAAUGUUGGUUCAUUAAUUGAUGAUUUUGAUAUAUUGGAUCCAAUGCCAAAUACAACAUCAACAACAAUUGAUACAUAUGAACAUAUACAACAGCGAACUCCAUCUGUUGUACCGAAUUUACUUGAUGAUGAACUUUCAUCAAUUCUUGGAAUUGAUUCAAAUAUAAGUGGUAAUCAAACAUCACUCAUGAAUACAAAUACAUCAUUACCAAUGAAUCGUUUAACUACUAGUAGUGGAAAUGAACUUGAUGAUAUAUUUGGAGAUUUAAAUUUAAAUACUGCUACUUCUGCUAUUUCAUUUUCGAACAAUAAUACAUUGGUUUUACCGAAAGAAGUUUGGUUAAGUGCUCAAAAAGGUAAAGGUCUUGAAAUAUUGGGUACAUUUGCUCGUCGUAACAAUCAAAUUGUUAUGGAAAUUGAUUUUAUAAAUAAAGCUUUACAAUCCAUGAGUGAUUUUGCCUUACAAUUAAAUCGUAAUAGUUUUGGUUUAACACCAUCACAACCAUUACAAAUAACAAGUCCUUUAUUUCCAAAUCAAACAAUAUCAACACAAUUAAUUUUAAAUAUAAAUGGACCAACUAUGAAAAUGGAUCCAUUAACAAAUCUUCAAAUUGCUAUUAAAAAUAAUAUUGAUAUAUUUUAUUUUAAUUGUAUUGUACCAAUACAUAUUUAUUUUGUUCAUAAUGGUGAAAUGGAUAAAAUGACAUUUGUACAAACAUGGCAAGAUAUACCAGAAAGUAAUGAAAUUAAACAUCAAUUACAAAAUUUAAAUAAUUUAUCAAUUGAUGAUUUACAAAAUAAAUUACGUUUAAAUAAUAUACAUACAAUAACACGAACAAUUAUUGAACAAAAAGAAAUGCUUUAUCAAACAAUUAAAUUAACAAAUGGAAUAUUUGUAUUAAUAGAAUUAAAAAUUACACCAGGAAAUCGAACAAUAGCGCUUGAACGAAAAUUUCCAGCUGCUCAAGGAGCUAUUCGUUGUGUACGAUAUAAUAUUGAUGGAAAUUAUUGUUUAACAUCGGGUAGUGAUCGAACAAUUAAAUUAUGGAAACCUGAUAGCAGUUUAGCUAUUAAAACAUAUACAGGACAUAGUCAAGAAGUACUUGAUGUACAUAGUUCAUUUGACAAUAGUCGAUUAUGUUCUGGUGGUGGUGAUAAACGUGUUUUGUAUAUUGAUGUAAUGAGUGGUAAAAUUGUGAAAAAAUAUCAAGCACAUGCUGGUAUUAAAAAGUUUUUUCUUUUAAUAUUUAAAUGA
Rotaria sp. Silwood2 is the source of this 3123-nucleotide messenger RNA. The record is from the annotation of a GenBank genome assembly. Lineage: Eukaryota; Metazoa; Rotifera; Eurotatoria; Philodinida; Philodinidae.